AGGCGGUGAGCAUUUCAGGAAACCUCAAUUAUCUACCUAACACGACCUGCUCCUAUCAAACAACCAAUACUCAGAAAAUCAACAUGCCUCCACGUGGCUUCACAAACCCCGCUCCCAAGACGGACAGCGCUCGAGAAGCUGUCAAGUCUUUCUACUGUGAGCUAUGUAGUAAAGGCUAUGCGCGAAUGAACGAAUAUGAAACCCACCUCUCCUCCUACGACCACUCGCACAAGCAACGUCUCAAGGAUAUGCGCCAGCUAACACGCGAUCCCAUGGCCUCCACCAAAGCACGGAAAGCCGAAGCGAAAGCCAACUCACAAUCCGGCCUCAUAUCGAUCAAACUUGGUGGGGACACGGGGAGUAGUGGAGGCGGUGGUUUUAAGAAGGGGGGAUUUAAGAAAGCGGGCUUCAAGAGCGCCUUCGCGCCUGUGGAUGCAGAAGCUCCAGUGGCGGAGGAGAAGCAGGACGAGGGGCCUAAAAAGGCUUCACCGGGUAGUACGACUACGCCUGCAGAGGAGAAUGUCGGGGGUGAGAGCGAUACUGAGGAUGAGGGGUAUGAGAUGUAUGAUCCAAGGCAUCCAACGGAUUGAGAACGGGGAACAUCACCAGAUCGCACUUCACAUGUCGAAGCAUAGCCACAUAUGGUAGCGUUCAGCUUCUGAGACGGCAGAGAAUGUGGGAGAUGAAGCACGGCGAUGUUGCUAGUAGACACGACGGUGGUACAGAUCUCCCGACUGGGAAGAUACUUGGCAUACCAGGACCUCAAAACGAAGAUAUCUCAGUUAUCUUCCGGAGCUGAUGAGGGAGGCACCCCCAUCUCUUCCAGGCCGACAUCUCUGCUAAGGAUGGGUCGCAAAAGGGGCGAGUGCUAGCGAGGAAGGCAUGUCACUCCGUUGUGGGGUCAAAUGUAUCAACAAUCUCAAAACCACCUCCGUUCGUUCUCCCACAUGUGUUGGGUUGGGCAAUCUCCCUUCUCAAGACUAUCUAUAGGCAGGUAUCUUCUUAGGAAAGCUCGGCUUUCUCACAUAGCUACGCUCUUCAACUACUCUUAAAUUGAGAAAUAAAUAAAAAAGCAAACCUCCC
Amorphotheca resinae ATCC 22711 is the source of this 1083-nucleotide messenger RNA. RefSeq lists its product as hypothetical. Bases 84 to 590 code for a protein of 168 amino acids. Gene Ontology annotation, molecular function: nucleic acid binding; zinc ion binding. The record is from RefSeq and is a predicted model, not a curated record. The transcript has 3 exons. Lineage: Eukaryota; Fungi; Ascomycota; Leotiomycetes; Helotiales; Amorphothecaceae.